AUGCUGUACGAUGCGGUGAAACUUUUUGCCCUCAGCCUCAUCGAAUGGAAUGGCGGGAAGGACGCAGCCUUUCCGGCAUUGGAAUGCAGGGAGGACAAAGUUGCUGACGACAACAACACCGACGAGCUUAUCGCAGUGAUGAAAAAGACUGACGCUGCCAUGCUGUACGACGCGGUGAAACUUUUUGCCCUCAGCCUCAUCGAAUGGAAUGGCGGGAAAGACGCAGCCUUUCCAGCAUUGGACUGCAGGGAGGACAAGGUUGCUGACGACAACAACACCGACGAGCUUAUCGCAGUGAUGAAAAAGGUCAGUUUCGAUGGACUUACAGGAAUGGUAAAACUUGACAACAAAGGCGUGAGAACUGACAUUAAACUCUACGUGAGCGAACUUGGAUUCGAUGGACUAGAGGAGAUUGGAACAUGGUCGCCAUCUAUUGGCCUAAACAUGACCGAGGACGAAGAAGAUGAAGAUGACGAGGAUGAUGAAGUACUACGUGUUCUAUCUGUUCCU
Messenger RNA from Rhipicephalus microplus (southern cattle tick), 510 nucleotides. RefSeq names its product glutamate receptor ionotropic, kainate 2. Gene Ontology annotation, cellular component: membrane. NCBI's taxonomy places the organism in Eukaryota, Metazoa, Arthropoda, Arachnida, Ixodida, Ixodidae. The record is from RefSeq and is a predicted model, not a curated record. Gene Ontology annotation, molecular function: ligand-gated monoatomic ion channel activity.